AUGCCCCGCAAACGCAAAGCAUCACUCUCAACCUCCGAGCCCUCAACAUCACAGCCCAAAGUACCAACCAAACAGUCCUCGGUCACAACCACAUGUUCAACCUCAAACCCCUUUAAACCCUAUCCCGCCUCAAAAAUUUACCGUCUAAUCGAACCAGGCCCAAUCCUACUCGUCUCAACCGGUUCCCUCCCCCAAAGAACCCACAACCUCAUGACCCUAGGCUUCCACAUGAUGCUCCAACACGAGACACCAGCCUUAAUAAACAUCUGCCUCGGACCCUGGGACGCAAGCUUCGCCCUUCUCUCCAACACAGGGUCCUGCGUCCUCGCAAUUCCCGAUGUCUCAAUCGCAGAGUCGGUCGUUGAUAUCGGGAACUGUUCUGGCGACGAGGUGGACAAGUGGACGAAAUUUGGGCUUGAGGCUAUUCCUGCUGCGAAAGUUGAGGCGCCGCUUGUGGGGGGUGAAGGUGUUAUUGCUAAUAUUGAGUGUGUGGUGCAUGAUCGGGGGAUGGUUGAUAAGUAUAAUCUUUGGGUCUUGAGGGCCGUCAAGGCUUGGGUGCGUAAGGGGUUUGGGGAUGAGGAUAGGGGUGGGGGGAGAAUGUUUCAUCAUCGGGGUGAUGGGAGCUUUGUUGUUGAUGGGGACGUUUUGGAUUUGAAAAGUAGGAUGGUUAAGUGGAAGGAGUUUCAGGAUUAA
Messenger RNA from Penicillium longicatenatum, 693 nucleotides. RefSeq names its product flavin reductase family protein. The record is from RefSeq and is a predicted model, not a curated record. The transcript has a single exon. Lineage: Eukaryota; Fungi; Ascomycota; Eurotiomycetes; Eurotiales; Aspergillaceae. Gene Ontology annotation, molecular function: FMN binding. The coding region runs from base 1 to 693 and encodes 230 amino acids.